This is a messenger RNA of Oryzias melastigma (Indian medaka), 4623 nucleotides long. Its product is annotated as protein phosphatase 1 regulatory subunit 12B. Gene Ontology annotation, cellular component: A band; cytoplasm; Z disc. Lineage: Eukaryota; Metazoa; Chordata; Actinopteri; Beloniformes; Adrianichthyidae. Gene Ontology annotation, molecular function: enzyme inhibitor activity; phosphatase regulator activity; protein kinase binding. The record is from RefSeq and is a predicted model, not a curated record. The transcript is spliced from 8 exons. Bases 1442 to 1939 code for a protein of 165 amino acids.
CUCAGAUGAGGACAACGAAGAUGUUGAUGUCUGCAAAAACCCUCGGAGUGGUUUAUUAGUUCUAAAUGAAUAACAUUUUAUGAUAUAGUUUAUUUGUAUACAGCAAAACUUCUCUGAAAAACUAAUAAUAAUAUUCAGAAAUACAAAAUCAUAUAUAUCAAGAAUGGAGCAGAGAAGAGAGACUUUGGCGUGCACAUAGUAGUUGCUGCGUCACAAACCGUUUUUCAAAUUGUGGGUUUUCAUGAUCUGGUUUGAAUGAAGAAAUAUUCAGAAAUACAGUUUUAAUCUUAAAUUAUUUUGUAUAUGUACUCCAUCACGUGUUGAAAAACACAAUUUUCUUUUUUCUGUUUUUUUUAUUUAUUUAUGGGGCAUAUUUUUUAGUGCGAUAAAGUUCCACAGUUUAAUGUGAUAAUUAUCAUUCUGAAAGAACUAAAAAGUUAAGUUGCACUGUGGCUGACAGUUCUGCCUCAUGUCUGUGUGCUUGACUAACAAGCUGUUAGCUGUACUUGGACCAAACAUGAGAAUGUCAUUAGCCUCUCUCACAUUACUUUUCCCAAAAUGGCAGGUUUUCCUCAAGCUGGAAGAACAAUAACACUUUAAGGAAGAUGGAUGUAAGACUAGAAGUGCACAGAGAGCCGAUAACUCAUAGUUUAUGAUUUUUGAAGGCCUGACGUGUGAGGUAUUUGUAGCAUUCAUGCUAACGUCUCCUUAUUAAUGUUAUUUGAUUCUUCCUAAAAGUUGAGGGCUCCUGAUAUAAGGCUGCCGCCACCUCCUGCCUCUAGCUUUGUGGUCCACCUCCCCUUUAUCCCUUUUCACAUCAUUGGACAAUUUUAUCCCCUCAGCUUUGAGUCUGUCCAUUGCAGAGCAGCUGGCUGCCUGCCACAGAGGGCUGCCAAAGCUGAGGAGAGCAGAGAGAAGCAGGGGACUGGGGUUGGUCGGUGGCGUGGAAGGACCGGGACGUUGACCUAACAUUGAAAGGAGAAGCGGAGAGAAGGAGGGAAAGAGGGAAUGUGAGGGAGGGGAGAUAAGGAGAACUUUGGGGAACACAGGAAGAGGCAGCAUGGCAAACAAACCUCUUAAUUUUGUUUGAAAACUUCCUGUUUAUUUAUCGGCACUUCAAAAAGGAUUUUAGGACUGGCAAGAAGGAGACAAGAUUAUCAAAGGAUACUUCUUUUUUUGUACUUUUCUUUGUACUUUAAAAUACUCCUUUGCCGGAUUCCAAGGAGAACCUCCAAACGUAGCCACAGCUUCUCCGAAACAGCUACGCUCGCAUAUGAACGCACACACCUGUUGUUGCUGAGGAUUCCCCGGGUGUGCAGUCAUGGGCCGCUGUGUCAUUGUUGCUUGAGGAAUUCUGCAUAACUGCGCAGCUUUAUUUGGAGGCGGCCUCUGCAAACACUGCAGGAGAAGUUGACCUGACUGCUUGGGGGGAAAGAAGGAGAUGUCAUCCUACUAUCAGCGCAACAGGGACCUGACCCGCACCAGGAAGUCAGUGGCAGACUCCCCACCGUCCUCUCCAUCUUAUACUGACAAAAACUACAGACAUGACAGACUCUCGAGAUACAACUCGAGUGGGGAGAGCGCGGCGGAGAAGGCAGUCGGCCGCACAGGCUCCUACACCAGGAGGGAGACGAGGCUGGCCUCUCUGAGCAGACAGGAGCAGGACUCCGCUGCCAAAGACUAUAAGAAGAUGUAUGCAGAUGCUUUAGAAGAGAACGAGAGGCUGAAGUCUAAGUUGCAAGACAGCAAGCAAGAGUUGGUCAAGAUUCGAUCUCAGCUGGAGAAACUUACACAGAGACACGAUAGGAUAUCAGAGAGAUCUCCCCUUCUUGAGUCGGAGAAAAGGGAAAAGCAAGUUCUGGAGAAGCGAGUGUCAGACAUGGAGGAGGAAAUUAAGCAGGAUGCCCCGCUGAGGUUUCGCUGUGGGUACCAGCCCUGAGAGCGCGCUGAGUCGGGGGGAAAGGGGGAUGAUUUUAACGGAACUCAAGUCAGACAACCAGCGGCUGAAGGAUGAGAACGGGGCUCUCAUUCGGGUCAUCAGCAAGCUGUCCAAAUGAGAUGAAAUCUGAAGACCCUGAAGUGACUCUUUAGUUCUAUACCAUGUUGGAAAAACGCCAGCAUGGCUGCUGUUGCAGAAAAAUAACUGAAUGAUUCCUGUCAAAGAUCCAAAAGGGGGCUGUGAUCAAGUAUUGCUUAGAUUUAACACAUCAUCAUAGAUCAGUCACUGUUAUACAAUAUGUGCUUCAAGUAGGGACCAGUUGUGUGGUUUUAUUCAACUUCAUGCUUUUUUCAAACAAAUGAGGGAGUAAAGGCCUAUCACGUAUGUCUAUCACGUCAAUAUUUCAUAUUUGUUAUGUUUUUGGGGAAAAUAUUUAAGUAUUUCAAAGUAUGUUUAGUGAUUGAAAAAAACACAUCUUGCUUUUCACACAUAUUUUUAAGAAAAAUGUUCCCAAUAACAUCACGAAGAAGAAACUGAGGUCUACUCUGUUUUUUUCAAGGCCAUCCUCCUCAGGUGAGAUACGUCCAGUGCCUGUGUAAAUGAGGAUCUUUACUGCUCCUUUUGUGCAACAGUUUCUGCAAUUUUUUUGCCGAUACUUUUUUUUUAAAGCACUUUAUGACUUUCUGAUCGUCUGAUCUUUAAUUGAAAUUUUCUGAUAUCAUCACUUGGUAUUUGUAUCUUCAUUACACAAAGAAAACGUUUAGUUUUAAAAGCCUCAUUUCAUCCUUCAAACAUUCAAGUUUUUAACCUGAGGAGACACUCUGCGCACGUGCAAACACCAAUAAAAUUCUCUGUUUGUCUUUUAAAAGAGAUAUAUUCAUUUAAACAUUGCUGGAUGUAAUGAACAUACUGUGUUUACUGCUGAGGAAUACAGUAAACAUCAUUAUUUGUUUUAACCCCAUGGCCAUUUUUGUGUGAUAAUGAAAACACAAGAAGCAGAAAUCAUCGGCCUAUGAAAAAUAUUUAGAUGAGUUUUUUUUUUUUUUUUUUAGAAAAAACAUACAAACUACAGCUUUGAAACUCUAACUGUUGACUGUUAAUAAAAGUCAAGUCCUGAUUGGUUACAACAUAACCAAUACUUUUAAUAGAUAGUAGCUUCACACUGUAAAUUUGAUCAAAUAUUGAAUAUAUUGACAACCGGAAAAUAUUUUUGAGAAAAUAUUUGAGAUAAAAGGAAAAAAAUCAAUUUCUAUUACAAAUUGUGUCCUAUAUUUAUAUUCAUAUAGAUAAAGGGAACAGUAUGUAAUUUCAUGAAGUGAACCCAUCAUAUUGUUAUUUUCUAAUUUUUUCCAUCACUACAGCACUACAGCUUUGUCUAGGCCGGUUCUCAAACUCGAUUUACCUUGGAGCCACUGAAGGCAGAGUUUUGCAUUGACUGGGCCGUAUGGGGUUCCAUUUGUGCCAAAAAUUUGUUUUUGCGUCCACUCUCUAUAUCUUUGGUCCAUUGUCUAUGUCUACUGAACACGUGUAUUGAACAUUUGUUCAUGUCUGUCUACUACUAAGCAAUAUCUUCUGUGUGUCCUGUAACGACAGGAGCUAACAACGCUAACAACUGAUGCCAAGAACUUUUCUGACAACUAAAUCCAACUACAAUAGCAAAUGCAAAGUUUUAAGCAUAAAUCAAGCUGAAACAAGCACAAAGCAAAUACAAAGCUGUCAUCAAAGAGGCGUAGACAUGCAGAAGAUAUUGCUUAAUAGACAUUGAACUUUCAUAUUAAGGUGGGGGCUGUAAAAUAUCAACUCGGAGGCCGCAAAUAGCCCGCGGGAUGCCAGUUUUAGCUAAUGUCUCUUUGACUCAUAGAUUUCACUGGUGAAACCUAAAUAACAUACACUUUUUGACCUACUGUAACCUUUCAGCUGUUUUCAUGGUUAAUGUAUAUGGCGAGAUCUGACGCGGAGAAAAGCAGCUUUGGAUUUCGGCUUUGCACCAGCUUUAACGUAAAGUGUUGCAUAAUGGUGCAAUGCUGAUUUUCUCCUUGGCAAAAUCAGCUGAUUUGCAUUGAUUGUGUAAGAACUGUACUACUGUUAAGUCUUGCAUAUCAGCGCCAGGCUUCGUUUCUCCGCUUAAGAAUCUGCUGGAAUUACGUCAGUUGCGCAAACGGUUGAAGAGUUACUGCAGUGGAAAGGCUGUCAACACUGGAGCUGAAGCUCUGGAGUUAAAGGGUUAAGGCUCGCUCAGCUCUAAUUGUCAGCUGUUUAAUCCAAAAGCCCAGAAAUACUUGCCAGGAGGAAGUGAUUAUGUAAAUCAGAUCCAAAGUGGUCUAAAGUAAAGGUUUGAAAAGGAAAAACCUUUGAGUUCAAAUGAUACAUUUUAGGCUCUUCUUUGUUCUGUUAGAGAUUAGAAAACCCGACUCUUUACGAUCUUUUACAAAAGACUGUCUAAAGAAAAGAAAAACUGAGCGUGUGUUGCAUGUUGUGAUGUUUUUAGAGUCCAGAGUGGAGUGCAGCUUGCUUUGAUAGCAUUUAUUCACACUACAGUCACAACCUGCCACCUUCAAAUAUGUCCCGUUAACAGUUUGGAAUGUGUUCAGUGAUAGCGUGUCCGCGUCACACGAUCAAAGUGCAUAUGUAACAAUGAAUAAUAAAAACAAAUAAGUUGUGGUAAUUAAAAGGCCUUUAUUUCC